AUAAAUGUGGUGAGUUGUGCUGAUUUUCUCAACUUAGGAGGUGCUUGAUUUUCUUAAUCUCUGCUACAAAGAAAGGUUUCUCUACACGGUCUCCCCUUCUAUUCUCCGCAAUCCGAAUGCGAAUCUAAAACCCCUUCUCUUCCCAUGGCCUUGUUUCGUAGGCUGCUUCCUCUCUCCUCCUCCAUAAACAGGACGAGCUUCUGGUCAUCCGGAAUUCUUCUUCAAGGUAAUCAGAGUUACGGAGCAAUCACUACUCCGGAAAAAACGUUGUUGAAAUUGGAAGAUGGAGAGACAAGAGGUGAUGCUGAUUCUGUUAUUGCUGAUGAUGAGAUAGCUAAGAUUUGGCACGAAUUUGACUCUGCAAAGCAGAGUUUCCUCAAGAUUCCUCAGGCACUUAAAGAAAUGCCUAAGAUGAAUCCGGAAGGGAUAUAUGUGAAUAAGAACCUGAGAUUGGACAGUAUUCAAGUUUAUGGAUUCGACUAUGACUACACGCUGGCACAUUACUCGUCAGAAUUACAGAACUUGAUAUAUGAUCUUGCUAAGGAGCAUAUGGUCAAUGAGUAUCACUAUCCUGAGGUUUGCAUGGAAUUCAAGUAUGAUCCAAGUUUUCCCAUUAGAGGACUAAGCUAUGACAAGUCGCGAGGGUGUCUCUUGAAGCUGGACUUCUUUGGGUCAAUCGAGCCAGAUGGAUGCUACUAUGGUCGUCGAAAGCUUAGAAGGAAGGAAAUAGAUGAGAUGUAUGGCACAAGGCGUAUCGGUCGUGAUCAAGCAGCUAGCCUUGUUGGGUUGAUGGAUUUCUUCUGCUUUAGCGAGGCAUGCCUCAUUGCAGACAUCGUGCAAUAUUUUGUGGAUGCUAAGCUGGAAUUUGAUGCUUGCUACAUCUAUCAAGAUGUCAAUCGUGCAAUUCAGCAUGUUCACCGUACUGGCCUUGUUCAUAGAGGAAUUCUUUCUGAUCCCCAUAGAUAUCUUGUUAAAAAUGGCCAGCUGUUACACUUUCUGAAGAUGCUCAGGGAAAAAGGAAAAAAACUAUUCUUGCUGACUAACUCUCCAUACUACUUUGUGGAUGGAGGAAUGCGUUUUUUGUUGGAGGAUUCUUUGGGUCUUAAUGACUCUUGGAGGGAGCUUUUUGAUGUUGUGAUUGCCAAAGCCAAUAAGCCAGAUUUUUACACAUCUGAGCAUCCAUUUCGUUGUUAUGAUGCAGAAAAAGAUACUUUAGCUUUCAUGAAGGUGGAUGCGUUUCUUCCUAAUAAUGUUUAUUACCAUGGAUGCCUGAAAUCAUUUCUUCAAAUUACCAAGUGGAAGGGACCAGAGGUGAUAUACUUUGGAGAUCACCUCUUUAGCGACCUAAGGGGACCGUCAAAAGCUGGUUGGCGCACUGCUGCUAUAAUCCAUGAACUAGAAGAUGAAAUACUUGUACAGAAUCAGGAUGCUUACCGGGUGGAGCAGGCUAAAUUUCAUAUAUUCCAAGAAUUGCUUGGUAGACUGCAUUCAACGGUAUCUACUAGUCAGAAAAGUGAGGCCAAUGUACUGUUGGAGGAGCUAAAUGAGUGCAGACGUAAGGCAAGCCACAAGAUGAAGGCAAUGUUUAAUACAUCUUUCGGAGCCACCUUCCUUACAGAUAAAGGUCAAGAAUCUGCUUUUGCGUAUCAUAUCCAUCAAUAUGCAGAUGUCUAUACCAGUAAGCCAGAGAAUUUUUUGCUCUAUCCACUUGAAGCAUGGCUUCAUGCACCCUUCGAUGUUAAGAUUAUGCCACAUCAUGUGAAGGUUUCAUCCAGCUUGUUCAAGACUUGAUAUAUAUCAUCUUACAACAAGGUCAGGCAUGGGCGAUAAUGCAGACAUGUGCUUUGUUAUCAUUGUAUGAUGGGUAUGCUCUAAUUCAAUAGUUUAGACACAAUUACUAUACCAUUCUUUGAACAAGAACUUAAU
Messenger RNA from Fragaria vesca subsp. vesca, 1926 nucleotides. Its product is annotated as 5'-nucleotidase domain-containing protein DDB_G0275467-like. The record is from RefSeq and is a predicted model, not a curated record. Bases 145 to 1791 code for a protein of 548 amino acids. Gene Ontology annotation, molecular function: 5'-nucleotidase activity. Lineage: Eukaryota; Viridiplantae; Streptophyta; Magnoliopsida; Rosales; Rosaceae. The transcript is spliced from 14 exons.